This is a messenger RNA of Colletotrichum navitas, 1587 nucleotides long. Its product is annotated as multicopper oxidase. The record is from RefSeq and is a predicted model, not a curated record. The transcript has 10 exons. The coding region runs from base 1 to 1587 and encodes 528 amino acids. Gene Ontology annotation, molecular function: oxidoreductase activity; copper ion binding. NCBI's taxonomy places the organism in Eukaryota, Fungi, Ascomycota, Sordariomycetes, Glomerellales, Glomerellaceae.
AUGAUCCCUCCCCUCUGGUGCGUCUUGCACAUAUGGUCCCUUGCGCGGUGCCGUUGGCCGGCAGUCUUCCAACCAGACAACACAAUACAGCUCUCACCAGACCGGCAGCCUAUAGGAUUCGAGUUCCACAUCACCUCUGGCAAGGUAGAUGUUUUCGGUGCAGGCACCAUAGAGGCCAUUCUUAUCAAUGGCAACUUCGUAGGGCCAACUUUACGUCCUUGUGAGGACGAUGAGGUCGAGGUUCUCGUACGAAAUUAUCUGCAACAAGAUACCACCAUGCAUUUUCAUGGUAUCGAGCAACGGACGACGCUCUGGAGCGACGGAGUCCCGGGUCUUACUCAACGCCGGAUCCACGCCGGCGCUUCUUAUCUAUACAGGUGGGCAGCAGAUAAUGCUGGCAGCUUCUCUUACCACGCCCACUCCCAAGGCCAGCUGAUGGAUAGUCUCUACGGCACAAUUAUCGUCGACGCGUCUCCUGAAGCUGAGCGGCCGUUUAAACUCAUUAGUCGCGAUGCUGCCGAGGAACAAAACAUGCUUGUGGCCGAGUCGUUGAGUCAACCACUUCUCAUGGCUGACUGGAGCCACUACAAGUUCGACGACUUUUAUUGUAUAGAAAUGGUGGCGAAUUACGACCUUGCUUGUACAGAUGCCAUUAUUGUUAAGGGCAUGCUGAGGCACCUCGGAGAGGACCAUGGAUACGCCCCACCAAUUCAAGCUCUGCAGGGGGACUAUGAUCUGCUGCCCCAUGCGGCGGCGCUCACGUUCGUCAACGUCGGCGGUCUUUACCCGUUGCAGGUUUCUGUUAACAACCACGAACUGCACGUCUUCGUCGUAGAUAGGCAAUACAUCCACACGGUGGUAACCAAUCAGGUCUACGUUGGCAACAGAAACCGCGUCUUGGUAAUGAUCAAGCUUGACCAAGAGCCAGCCCGGUACAAAGUCCAGAUAGCCAACUACCUCCUCAAUCAGAUCCUUGGGGACUUCGCUGAGAUGACUUAUGGUGAUGCCGGCUCCGCACCGCGACACCAAAUCCCCAAGCUGAACUACGCCAGGCAGCCUCUAAUCGACGGAAUCCGCUCAUUCAAACCAGAACAGGGCAAGCCUUAUCCUGAACGACAACCAGCACGGGAAUCUGAUCAAACAGUCAAGGUGGUACUGAGAAAACCCGGUUGCCCUCAGGGCGCGUAUGAGUGGAGUCUCUCUAGUCACAAGUUAUACAACAUAACAGCAGAAGAACAGGACCCGCCAAUACUCUUCCAACGGCCUAGGAAUGUGCUAGACAGCAAGCUCAUUGUUUUCCUUGAAAGCCAUCCGGUUCAUAAGCACAGGAAUAAGGUAUUUUUCCUUGGGUCUAGGAACGGGAGGUUUCCCUGGACCAGUGUGGCCCUCCCAGCGGGCUCCUUCAACUCUUAUCUUGAUAUGUUCACUACACUAGAUAUUGCGGUAAGAUACAAGGUAGAAAAUCCAAGAGCAUGGCUUCUGUACUGCCAUGCUAGGGGGAUGGGUAUAGUCUUGAUGGAUAGUGCAGAUCACUUUCCUAAGGUACCGCUGGAAUACCGGAAAUCGAACGGCUUCAAGCUCACAUAG